Molecule: messenger RNA, 1099 nt
Organism: Humulus lupulus (European hop)
Lineage: Eukaryota; Viridiplantae; Streptophyta; Magnoliopsida; Rosales; Cannabaceae
Exons: 3
Coding region: 209-1048 (279 amino acids)
Molecular function (GO): zinc ion binding; nucleic acid binding
Source: RefSeq, a predicted model, not a curated record
GAGGAAAUAUCUCAAUCUGUGGCAGAGACUCUGAUGGUAGGUCUCACUCUAUAAAUAUAGAGUACCGGUCCCCAAGCUCGCUGCUCAUUCUGACUUUCAGUAACUCCAUCUAAAAGAGUUAGUGAGAGCUUGGAAGCCCGUGUACUCGUUCUAACUUCUGUUCAUUUUCUUUUGUAGAUCUAAAGCUAGAUCGAGGUUAUCAAUAGCAAUGGCUGGAGCUUCUUCAUCAUCCUCUAGUUUUGCUGAAAUCCUUACCGAAAUUCCUGAGCUUAGGGGUGAUAAUUUCAAAAUCUGGAAGGAACGAGUUCUUCUUCAUUUAGGCUGCGCCGACAUGGACUACGCAAUAAGGAAGGACGAACCUGCUGCAAUCACUGCGACUAGCACUGCUGCUCAGAUCGCACUAUAUGAGAAAUGGGAGCGGUCCAAUCGCCUCAGCAUCAUGUUCAUCAUGUCCAAGAUCCCUCUGGGAAUGCGUGGAUCGGUGGAGCAACCUGAGAAAGUCAAAGACUUGAUCAAACUGAUCGAUGAGCAGUUCGACACUUCGGACAAACCACUUUACAACAACCUCAUCCACCAGUUCUCAUCCACAAAACUCACCGGUGUCAAAGGAGUUAGAGAACAUAUUUCAAAGAUGAGGGACAUUUCUGCUCAACUGAAGAAACUCGAUGUAGUCAUUCCUGAAACCUUCCUGGUCCACUACAUCCUUAACCAUCUUCCACCUCAAUAUGGGCCUUUCAAAAUUUCCUACAACACACAUAAGGACAAAUGGACUAUCAAUGAACUGAUAACCAUGUGUGCUCAAGAAGAAGCAAGGCUCCUGCAGGAACAAGGUGAAAGUGCUCACAUGGCCACCCAAGGCAAGAAACGCAAACCAUCCAAGAAGGACAAGGGGAAAAAUAAAGUGCCUCCCCAAGGCGAUAUAAAGAAGGAUUCCAUCAAAUGUUUUUUCUGCAAAAAGAAGGGACAUGCGAAAAAGGAAUGCGCCAAGUUCAAGAAAUGGAUGGACGACAAAGGGUUUACAAAACCUAAGGAAGCCAGUGGGAAGUGAGCAAAGCAUCUUAUCUGGAAACAAGAUGGGCUCACAUGUGGAGGCUAUAGG